Molecule: messenger RNA, 3018 nt
Organism: Coregonus clupeaformis (lake whitefish)
Lineage: Eukaryota; Metazoa; Chordata; Actinopteri; Salmoniformes; Salmonidae
Product: regulator of G-protein signaling 7-like
Exons: 18
Coding region: 215-1594 (459 amino acids)
Biological process (GO): G protein-coupled receptor signaling pathway; regulation of G protein-coupled receptor signaling pathway; intracellular signal transduction
Source: RefSeq, a predicted model, not a curated record
UAACAGAGGACGGGUAGAGAGAGUGCCACAGUCUGACUGCAAGCAUCGAUAGGAAGAGCGCCAUAUUUCCAUCAUUUCCAAUGAAUUAUCAUCACAUUCCUUCGACUGCCAACUGACAACCUGAUUUGAGGGUCUCUAUCGGAACACAGGGACUUCUUCCUUACGGGCUGUGGUCGGGACUACUUCACACUGCCAGGUAGAUCACCUUAAAGCCAUGGCGCAGACAAACAGUUACGACCAGAGCAGCAAUGGAGUGGCUGAUGAACCCCCCAACAUGCUGGUGUACAGAAAGAUGGAAGAGGUCAUAGCUCAUAUGCAAGAUGAGAAAAAUGGAAUUCCUAUCCGCACAGUCAAGAGUUUUUUAUCCAAGAUCCCAAGUGUUUUUUCAGGUUCUGAAAUUGUACAGUGGAUGAUCAAAAACCUAAACAUUGAUGAUCAAGUAGAGGCGCUCCAUCUUGGCACUCUGAUGGCAGCCCACGGCUACUUCUUCCCCAUCUCAGACCAUGUGCUCACUCUGAAGGACGAUGGAACCUUCUACAGGUUUCAGACUCCCUAUUUCUGGCCAUCCAACUGUUGGGAACCUGAGAACACAGACUAUGCUGUUUACCUCUGCAAAAGAACAAUGCAAAACAAAGCCCGCCUGGAGCUGGCUGACUACGAAGCUGAGACCUUAGCCAGACUACAGAGAGCCUUCGCCAGGAAAUGGGAGUUUAUAUUUAUGCAAGCUGAAGCACAAGCAAAAGUUGACAAGAAAAGAGACAAAAUUGAGAGGAAGAUUCUGGACAGUCAAGAGAGAGCUUUCUGGGACGUGCACAGACCAGUGCCUGGAUGCGUGAACACAACAGAAGCUGACAUCAAGAAGUCAUCAAGGAUGAAGCAGCCUCAUAAAACAAAAAAGUCUGUGUACGGCCCCCAGAAUGACAUUCGGAGCCACAGCCCCACCCACACCCCCGCUCCAGAGGUCAAAGAUCCCACAGAGGAGGAGAUACGUGACCAGAUUCAAUACUGGCAAGCCCAACUAGACAGGCAUCGGUUAAAAAUGUCCAAGGUGGCAGAAAGCUUGCUGAGCUACACAGAGCAGUAUAUGGAGUAUGACCCCUUCUUCACCUCCUCGGAGCCGUCUAACCCCUGGGUCUCUGACGACACCACCGUCUGGGAACUGGAGGCCAGUAAGGAGCCAGGCCAGCAGAGAGUGAAGAGGUGGGGCUUUGGGAUUAACGAGGUGUUGAAGGAUCCUGUUGGGAGAGAACAGUUCCUGAAGUUCCUGGAGUCAGAGUUCAGCUCAGAGAACCUCAGGUUCUGGCUGGCGGUUCAGGAGGUGAAGAAGAGGCCGAUCCGGGAGGUCCCUACCAGGGUCCAGGAGAUCUGGCAGGAGUUCUUGGCCCCAGGGGCCCCCAGUGCCAUUAACGUUGACUCCAAGAGCUACGCCAAGACCACACAGAACGUCAAGGACCCCGGACGAUAUGCCUUCGAGGACGCACAGGAGCACAUCUACAAGCUGAUGAAGAGUGAUUCCUACAGCCGCUUCCUCCGCUCCAAUGCCUACCAGGAGCUGCUACAGGCCAAGAAAAAGAAAAGUAAGAACUUAUUCUGAGGAAUUCCACGUCCAGGUCAAAUCAUUUUGAUGGAAUCAUCCUGAAACAAUGUAAUGUUUUAGCCAGGGAGAGAGAGGAGAGAGCACCGGAUCAUUUUGUACAUUAAUAUAGUCUACCAUCUGUCGUGUCCGGCUGGAGGAUCCACUGCUCCGCAGACAGGAUCCACUGCUCCACAGACAGGAUCCACUGCUCCGCAGACAGGAGGUCUGAUGUUGAGGAGUUGGUUUCCCCAUCUUUUCAUUUCAUUCUGUUCCGUCCCCCCCUGCUGUACAAAGUGGGAGCGCGGGCCUCUUGGACUUCUUGAUAGACAUUCAAGUGAACUCACAAAUGCCUGGUCCUCUAUGAUCGUGGCUUUAGUUCCAGAUCAACUCCGUCACAAGCUGGGAAUAACGUGUCAAACGUGUCAAACCAAGAAAACAUCUUCUGCCUAGGAACGUGUAAGUCCUAUUGGGUCGCCUUCGUCAUUGACUGCCGUUCUAAGGAAGCAGCACUAAAGAGUCCGUAUGCGUCCUAAUGUUAUAUCACAGUUUGAUUAGCCUUUUAUUGCACUAUGGCACUUAGCAGCACUGAGAUCAGAGUUUUAUCAGCGCACCUGGAAGGAAAGUCACUGUAUAAAAGAAGGGAGAAACUGUCUUUGUGUACGUACUAAAUAGCACCCUAUUCCCUAUAUAGUGCACUACUUUUGACCAAAGCCCUAUGGGCCCUCGUCUAAAGUAGUGCACUAAAUAGGGAAUUUGGGACACACAACUUUGUCUUCUAGCGUCUUAGGGCUCGAUUCAACCCAUAGCGCUAAAGAUCUGCGCCGUAGCGUGAUUGAAAUUUAAAGGUAAUUUCCGAGUGAGCCGACAUUUGUAUUUGUAUUUUGUUAUGGAUCCCCAUUAGCUGCUGCCAAGGCAGCGUUUACCGUGAAUGCAGUCUCCGCAAACGCGGGAACAUUGUCUUUAUUUAAACGUAUAUUGCGCUGUAGCGCAGGUCUUAAGCACUACGGAUUGAAUCAAGCCCCAAACGUCUCAUUGGUUUAUUUUUCUACCAUAUUUAAAUGUUUUCCACUCACUGACUGGAUGUAUUAAAGCUUGACCCGUUACCUGUUUUUAUAUGAUUCAUAUUUCUGUAACAUUUUAUUUAUAGGGUACCUAAGUAGACGUGUUAACACAUUCAUUACCCAUAACCCAUGAAUGUGUGGGUUAUGAAAUCCAAUCAAGUGUUACCGAUAUUUCUGUCAAUGUCCCUCUGAGAGUUGGUCCCCUGAUCUCAGAUCAGUUCUCUCUUCAGAAUGGAAACAAAAACAACAUACCUGGAUUAUGUGAAGAGUGAUAUCAAGUGACAUGGAUCCAGAAAACGGAUGUUUUCGACUCUUAUCAAGAUUGAUCAGAUGUGAUUGAUCAGAUGUGAUGUCAUGUUAGUCCUCAUAUUAAUAUUAAAC